Molecule: messenger RNA, 2227 nt
Organism: Xenopus tropicalis (tropical clawed frog)
Lineage: Eukaryota; Metazoa; Chordata; Amphibia; Anura; Pipidae
Gene: tk2
Product: thymidine kinase 2, mitochondrial
Biological process (GO): deoxyribonucleoside monophosphate biosynthetic process; dAMP biosynthetic process
Cellular component (GO): mitochondrion
Molecular function (GO): deoxycytidine kinase activity; thymidine kinase activity
Source: RefSeq, marked provisional
CGGCGCUGUGUGACGCUUUGUGUAGUCCCGGAAGUAGAACAUGCCGGACUCGUACUCAGCAUGUCAGUUCCAUUAGCUGCCCGGGCAUGUAUAAGGCUCAGCGGCAGGAUACAGACACCAGCCUUCCACCUUGGCGCAACGACUGCCCCGGUUCUCAGAAGGAUAGCGAGCGCUUUGUGCAGCAGCUGCAACAUUAUGCACGGAGGAAUGUUCUCCUCAGGGAGCGCAGGUAAUGGUUUAAAACACAGAGAGAAAAGCACAUUAAUUUGUGUGGAAGGGAACAUUGCAAGUGGAAAGACAAGCUGCUUGGAUUUCUUUUCUAAUACUGCAGAUCUUGAGGUUUAUAAGGAACCUGUAGCUAAAUGGAGAAAUGUCCGUGGCCAUAACCCACUUGGUUUAAUGUAUCAAGAUCCUAACAAGUGGGGCUUAACUUUACAGACCUAUGUGCAGCUCACCAUGUUGGAUAUUCACACCAAACCAUCAAUCUCGCCUGUUAAAAUGAUGGAAAGAUCGAUUUACAGUGCAAAAUAUAUCUUCGUAGAGAACUUGUAUCAAAGCGGAAAGAUGCCAGAAGUGGAUUAUGCCAUUUUAACAGAGUGGUUUGAGUGGAUUGUAAAGAACACAGACACCUCGGUUGAUUUGAUCGUUUAUCUGCAGACAUCUCCUGAAACCUGUUACCAGAGACUAAAGAAGAGAUGUAGAGAAGAGGAGAGAGUUAUACCACUGGAAUAUCUGUAUGCAAUCCACAAUCUCUAUGAAGACUGGCUAGUCAAACAAACGUCAUUUCCAGUGCCGGCGCCUGUCCUUGUAAUAGAUGCUAAUAAAGAAUUAGAGGAAAUGAAUCGACAUUAUGAAGAGAAUCGUGGCAGCAUUCUGUCACUAUAAUCCAAUGCAUUGUGACUCUUUCCUAUAAACAGUAUUGGCUACUCUGUGCUAGCUAAAGUUAUCAUGGACAAUGCCCAGGGGCCAAGUUGAUGCACGUAUUGGGCACCCAUUUGUUGCAGACCAGCUCAUUUCAUAUGUGAAGUAGAAAACUUACAAAUGAUUCUUCAACAUUUCUGCCAGCUAUUAUGUAUAUGUUUUACUGUUUUUUUUAAUACAUAUUUUUUGUAUUUUUGUGCAGUUUACUUUUUAAGGUGCCAUAAAGUUUAACUCUGUAGCACCUGGUCAGCUCAGGAACAUAUCAAAGAGGGCAUUGACAGUUUUAGCGGAUUUAAUUCCAGUCACUUGGCUACAUCUUGCUAAAGCAAAAAGCUACCACAUGCAACGCAGAGGUUAAUUUAUCUGUGCAAGACAAUGCUACUUGAUGUAUUUACUUUCUAAAAAGACUCCUUAAUAAUGAGUGAACCUUUAAAACAUUCCAGGAGGCUGCUAUUUUGACCAUAACUAUUUAUUUAAACAUUCUCAUGUGUGUGGGCCCAGACCUGGCAUUCUAUAGAUUCUGGACAAUGCCAGAAGGGCUGCUGUAAGAAGCCAUUAACAGUCACUGUUGAUUCAUCUAGUGAGGGGCUGUUUGGGCCUCUGUGUACUUGAAAUGCCAGGGCUUAUUUUGAAUCCCAAUACAGGCCUGCAUGUGUGUAGACCUAUUUUAUUACUACUGCUAUUUUAAAAGAUGUCUUUAAUGUUGGAAGUAGUCAACUAAUGCUACAAUAAAUUUGUCUGUUUGCCGUGCUAGAUGAUGCAGUGUAACAUAUAUUUUGCAGUUUAUUUUGACAAAUUACCUUUUAAAUACAAGUUUUUUUUAAAAAUUGUUUUGAUUAGCUUUUAAAUUUUUUGCAUUACGCAUUGUUCUGGAUUACCUGUUUUGCACGUAAAAACUCAGUGUUCAAAUUUGCGUGUAUUAGGCAUAAAAUUGUUCAUAAGACACCUUUCAAUGAUAUUUAUGCUGUUUUCUCUUUGAAACUAAGGAGACUUUUAAGAUAAGAAGUUGUGAAUGGCAGCAUCCAUUGUAUUAGCCAUAAAAAUACGCAUUUUUAGCACUUCUGGAUGCUCAGAUAUGAAAUAUCAAAUAUGGACAUUCCUUUGAUAACUUAAUAUGUAACAUGAAUAGCCCAGGAGGUAAAAGUGGCAGUUAUGUACCCAUUAUGGCAUGAGCAUAAGAACCUUGCUCCUAAAAGGGACACCCUCUUCAAAUGUCCUUUAAAGCAUACAGGAGAAUAUUUAUAAAGGUGUGUAAAAUGUUUUGUACCAAGAAACAGUGGCGUUUAAUAAACGUUAUAUUUAGAAA